Thamnophis sirtalis is the source of this 2343-nucleotide messenger RNA. Lineage: Eukaryota; Metazoa; Chordata; Lepidosauria; Squamata; Natricidae. The record is from RefSeq and is a predicted model, not a curated record.
GUACCCAAACACGGCCUGUGAGCUGCUGACCUCGGACGUGCCCCAGAUCAGUGACCGGCUGGGGGGAGACGAGGCCCUGUGGGACGUCCUCUACGGCUUCUUGGACCAGGAGCCUCCCUUGAACCCCUUGCUGGCCAGUUUCUUCAGCAAGACCAUCGGCAGCCUCAUCGCUAGGAAAGCGGAGCAGUGGCUGAACGACGCAAAGCUUGUCCAGAGGCUGCUGGAGCUGAUCCGCCCUCACCAGGAUGAAGAUAGACAAUCCAAUGCUUCUCAAACCUUGUGUGAUAUCAUCAGGCUGAGCAGAGAUCAGACCAACCAGCUGCAGGAGGUGGCUGACCUGGACCCUCUGCUGGCAUCCCUCGAGUCGCAGGAGUGCGUGGAGCAGCUUCUGAAGAACAUGUUUGAUGAGGGAUUGACGGAGACCUGCCUUGUGAACGGGACCCAGGUUUUGCUGACGCUGCUGGAGCCGAGGAGAGCUGGCUUGGAGUCACUUUCUGACUCCUUCUCCCAGGGGUUUGAAAAGUUCCACCCUGUCAGUAGCAGCAUCUUGCAGGGCAUCGAGCCACGCCUGAAGGACUUCCACCAGCUGCUGCUUCAGCCCCCCAAGGUGGCUCCUAUCCUGACGACCAUCGGGAUCCUGGAGGAGCCCCUCGGCAAUGCUCGUCUUCAUGGCGCCCGCUUGGUUGCCGCCCUGCUUCACACCAACACGCCCAGCGUUAAUCAGGAGCUGUGCCGGCUUAACACUAUGGACCUGCUGCUGGACCUGUUUUUCAAAUACACGUGGAAUAACUUCCUGCAUUUCCAAGUGGAGCUGUGUAUCACGGCCAUCCUGAUGCACGCCGUGCCCGGAACCAAGCUGCUCACGGAAAACGAGGAGGAGGAGGAGGAGGAGGAGGAGGAGGAGGAGGGAAACGUCCCCUGGGAAAAUGCGGAAGCGCCAGAGCCCCUCCUACUGACUCACCCCGAAGUCUUAAUUCAUCGCUGCUCUGUAGGCCGUCUCCCUGAAGAUUGCAGAGGCCGCUGGGAGAGCUUCGUGGAGGAGACUCUGGUGGAAGCCAACCGAAGGAACACGGUGGAUUUGGUGACGGCUCACCACCUGCACUCCUCCAGCGAAGACGAGGAGGCCAAGGCCGCCUUCCCCAGCGAAGUCUCUCUCCAGCAGGCAUUCUCCGAGUACCAGGUUCAGCAGAUGACGGCCAUUUUCAUGGAUCAGUUCGGCUUUAACGACGAAGAGUUUGCUGAUCAGGACGACAACAUCAACACCCCUUUUGACCGGAUCGCAGAGAUAAACUUCAGCACUGAUGUAGAGGAUGACAGCGCCAGCGCAUCCCUCUUUGAAACCUGCUGCAGCGAACACAUCCAGCAAUUCGAUGACAGUGAGGAGGAGGAGGAGGAGGAGGAGGAGGAGGAGGAGGAUAUUUGGGAGGAGAACGACACAAACUACGCCGCCCAAGCCAAGUCACGGUCGCGCUUUGGAGGACUUCGUUCCGUGGAAGGUUCAAGCAAAGGUAGCCUAGAAAACGGGGAACACGAUGACGGCUGCAUGGACUCUGGGGAAGAGGAGGCCGAGAAGGAGACGGCUGCCCAUUCCGAGGACCCCUGGAAGGCAGAAAACCCGGCCACAGAUCCCUCCUCUGAAGGGUCUGGGUGGAGAACGGCCGCUGAGCCCGUGAAGUCCAAGCCUCCGGCCGCUUGGGUGGCCACAGACGUCGGCUCCAGCAUGUGGGAUUCCGUAGUGCCCGGCACAAAGGCUCCCGAAGAGCGGGGCUGGGCCAGGUUCCCGGACUUCCAACCCUUCUGCUGCUCUGAAGCGGCUCCCAGGUGCACCUCCCCUGUGGACAAGGAGAGCCAGGAUUGCGAGGGAAGGGCCAGGCAGAGCCAGGAAGAGAACUCCAGCGCUGCCCCCCCCUGCGCCUGGGACGUCCGCCUGGCACGGAAGGCCCCCUUGGUCGCCUCAGACAGCGGGGAAGAGGGAGAGGCGGCCAGUGUGGUCACAGAAACCCUCCUGCCCACCGUGGACGCUAAGGGCGAAAAGGCCCUCUUCACCAGGUGCGGAAGCGAUCGGCAGGGGACCGGGUACGAGUGGCCAAGGAUGCCCUCCGGGGGCCUGGGCAGUGGCACAGAGAAGCCAGGGAGGGCGGGGGUAGGCAGGCCCUCCAGAGCAGGAGGAGGAGGAGGGGAGGGUGCCUUCUGGGUGCUCACCUGGGGGCAGAGGCGUCCUUACAGGCAAAGCCUCCUUUUGCCAGAGGGCAGGUGGGGGGGGGAGGUCGCCCAGCAGCCUCAAUGCUGCUCAAAAGUCAUUUGUGACCCUGGAAGGAAACUCCAUUUCUUCCCCUGACCUUU